Messenger RNA from Amblyraja radiata (thorny skate), 1158 nucleotides. Its product is annotated as dual oxidase maturation factor 2-like. The record is from RefSeq and is a predicted model, not a curated record. NCBI's taxonomy places the organism in Eukaryota, Metazoa, Chordata, Chondrichthyes, Rajiformes, Rajidae. Gene Ontology annotation, cellular component: endoplasmic reticulum membrane. Gene Ontology annotation, biological process: protein transport.
CCCGCAUUCCUCCCGUUCUAUUGCCUUCGAGGGAGGAACUAUAUUUGCAUAAUUGGAAGAUAGGUAUCGAGUGACUGACUGACUGUAUAGUUAGUGCCAAACCUUCCGGGAAAGCUCACAAAGGGAGCUAGCUCUUGCUCACACUAGACGUGCUCUGCCUUCUCUGGACAGACGACUACAAGAGACAGCAACGAUGACCUUUUACGAUGGCCUUUACCCCUUCUACCCAACAGCGCGGACACCAGUAGGGUUCAACACCAUUGAAAUUGUGGUCAUUAUUAUCUUUUUAGUUUUCCUGGUGUCUUUCCUCAUAAUACUCAUUGGAAUCCGCGGAGCUGAAAGAUUCCACUGGCUUGCAAGGGUAACCCUCAGCCUGUUCAUCGGAGUUGUUAUUGUCGCUGUUAAUUACAGCAAUAACUGGGAACUGGCCUCAGCCACUGUGAACACAACGUAAUCAUUCAGCAGCGUGAAUGUGAAUGCUGAAGUCGGGAUUCAUGUCGGGUUUUCAGGAGUAAAUGUGACACUCAGAGGAGUUCCUGAAAUCCAGCAGAAUGAAACCAUCAACUACAAUGAAGAGUUUUUGUGGAAAUCUGGGAAAGGCUUGCUGAUGCAUAUCCGUGACGGAUUGGAGAGGGGCCUUCCCGAUCCGAUCCUGUACAUCGCAGAAAAGUUCACUCCGAACAGCCCAUGUGGUGUUUCACAGUACAAGGUCUCCAGCCAGUACGCCUCAGCCACAAUGUGGGUUGCCCUUGUUGCCUGGAUGCUCGCCAACAUCCUUCUCUGGCUCAAAGUCCCUCUAUACGGAGCCUACAUGAUAUUGGUAACCGGUGCGUUCAUGAUAUUUUCACUCAUCUCCUUCGGAACAACAAGGAAGACAGAACUCUGUGCGAUCAUGUUUUGACGAUAUGAGGUUGGACAGUGCCCUUGGUCCAUCCUUUUGGCUAACAUUGGCACAGCUUUGCUGACAUUAAUUAUCGGGAUCACCAUUAUGGCACUGAGCUUCUGGGCUCCGCAAAUUCUGAGCAAAGUCUUCAUCUUAACCGACAACACCAAUGAUGAAGACACGGAUGGUGAAGAUUAUUACAAUGUCCACUACCAGGAGAAUGAAAGACCUACUGAUGUGCCAAUGAAGACCCUGGAAAAUGUGGUGUGACCUGC